Molecule: messenger RNA, 1542 nt
Organism: Venustampulla echinocandica
Lineage: Eukaryota; Fungi; Ascomycota; Leotiomycetes; Helotiales; Pleuroascaceae
Exons: 4
Coding region: 1-1542 (513 amino acids)
Biological process (GO): GPI anchor biosynthetic process
Cellular component (GO): endoplasmic reticulum membrane
Molecular function (GO): alpha-1,2-mannosyltransferase activity
Source: RefSeq, a predicted model, not a curated record
AUGUGGCGGCGCGUAUACUUGUUUCUCGUUCUGGUCCGCUUGUACUUUGCGCUAUCUCCGAGCUAUCUACACCCCGACGAGAACUUUCAGGGCCCCGAGGUCAUUGCAGGCCAAAUCUUUAGCUACCCCGUCCGACUGACCUGGGAGUUUACUUCCGUCAAUCCCAUUCGAAGCGUCUUCCCAUUAUGGCCUGUUUAUGGUCUGCCGAUGCUCCUCCUUCGAUGGUUGUGGAUAGGGAAUGGCAACGAUGGAGAGAUCCCUCCGAUCGCGGUCUUCUGGACCUUGCGAGUUUUGAUGUUUGCUUUGAGUUUCGUGCUGGAGGAUUGGGCUCUCCAUGAGCUGGUACAAUCGCCUCGACACCGAAGGGUUGCAGUUAUGUUGGUCGCGUCGUCCUAUGUGACUUGGACAUAUCAGACCCAUACAUUCUCGAACUCUAUAGAAACAUUGGCUGUGGCAUGGAGUCUGGUCUUGAUCCAAAGGAUCGUGGAGAAUAAGCAACGCUCGUCACUCUUUGCGACAGCGAUUCUUGCAUUUGUGGUUGUGUUUGGGAUCUUUAACAGGAUCACAUUUCCGGCAUUCCUUUUAAUCCCUGGCCUUCGUUUGAUACCCCAUUUUAUCAAGAAACCCUUUUCUCUUAUUUCCGCAAUACUCUCCGCUCUGCUCGCCAUCUUCAUCGCGAUCUACCUAGACACAACUUUUUAUACCGACCACUCGGUAACUUGGUCCUACUUAUUCUCCCACCCUACCAUCACACCACUCAACAAUCUAAAGUACAACCUAUCUGCAAGCAAUCUUGCCACCCAUGGCUUACACCCAUGGUACCAACAUAUUCUCUUCAAUACACCACUGUUACUUGGCCCGGUUGCCCUACUCCUUUGCUUUCCGCAUCCAUCCUUACGCCUCUACUCGGCGAUAUCGGGCGUCUUUGUACUUUCGAUCUUUCAGCAUCAGGAGGCGCGAUUUCUUCUUCCAACAGUGCCUCUUAUACUGUCAUCUGUUCAACUUCCGAAGAACAAAACACAUUUACGGAUCUGGGCUGGGCUCUGGGUCGCGUUUAAUAUAAUCUUCGGCGUCCUAAUGGGAGUGUACCAUCAAGGAGGCAUUAUCCCAACUCAAGUAUUCUUGAGUAAUCAACCAGAUGCUACACAGGCGAUAUGGUGGAAGACUUAUAGCCCACCAAUAUGGCUUUUGAAUGGGAAGAACGAGGUUUUGAAGACGCAUGAUAUAAUGGGGAUGAAAGGACCUCUCAUGUUGAGGGAAGUUAGUGCGCUGGCCACUUGUCACAAACCAUCUUCAAGUGCAACAGCAUACCUGGAGGAAAAAGAGGGAACCUAUUUGAUAGCACCGCUAUCGGCAACAUUUUUAGAUAGCCAUACGUCGAACGACUCCGGGCUACAUUUCCAGGAGGUCUGGCGGUAUAGAAGGCAUUUGAAUCUGGAUGACCUUGAUUUUGGCGAAGAUGGGGUCUGGGCUACCAUUCGGAGGGUAGUUGGGCGGAGAGGAUUAGGUGCUUGGAGAGUGACUAAGGAUUGCGCCAGAUAG